Rangifer tarandus platyrhynchus (Svalbard reindeer) is the source of this 1311-nucleotide messenger RNA. Lineage: Eukaryota; Metazoa; Chordata; Mammalia; Artiodactyla; Cervidae. The record is from the annotation of a GenBank genome assembly.
AUGACCUUCGGGCGCAGCGGGGCGGCCUCGGUGGUGCUGAACGUGGGCGGCGCCCGGUACUCGCUGUCCCGGGAGCUGCUGAAAGACUUCCCUCUGCGGCGCGUGAGCCGGCUGCACGGCUGCCGCUCGGAGCGCGACGUGCUGGAGGUGUGCGACGACUAUGACCGCGAGCGCAACGAGUACUUCUUCGACCGGCACUCGGAGGCCUUCGGCUUCAUCCUUCUCUACGUCCGCGGCCACGGCAAGCUGCGCUUCGCGCCGCGGAUGUGCGAGCUCUCCUUCUACAAUGAGAUGAUCUAUUGGGGCCUGGAGGGCGCGCACCUAGAGUACUGCUGCCAGCGCCGCCUCGACGACCGCAUGUCCGAUACCUACACCUUCUACACCGCCGAAGAGCCGGGCGCGCUGGGCCGGGACGAGGCGCGACCCGGCGGUGCCGAGGCCGCCCCUUCCCGGCGCUGGCUGGAGCGCAUGCGGCGGACCUUCGAGGAGCCCACGUCGUCGCUGGCCGCGCAGAUCCUGGCCAGCGUGUCAGUGGUGUUCGUGAUCGUGUCCAUGGUGGUGCUGUGCGCCAGCACACUGCCCGAUUGGCGCGCCGCGGCGGCCGACAACCGCAGCCUGGAUGACCGGAGCAGGUACUCCGCCGGCCCUGGGAGGGAGCCCUCCGGGAUAAUUGAAGCUAUCUGCAUAGGUUGGUUCACUGCGGAGUGCAUCGUGAGGUUCAUCGUCUCCAAAAACAAGUGUGAGUUUGUCAAGAGACCCCUGAACAUCAUUGAUUUACUGGCAAUCACACCGUAUUACAUCUCCGUGUUAAUGACCGUGUUUACAGGCGAGAACUCUCAACUGCAGAGGGCUGGAGUCACCUUGCGGGUGCUUAGAAUGAUGAGGAUUUUUUGGGUGAUUAAGCUGGCCCGUCACUUCAUUGGUCUGCAGACACUUGGUUUGACUCUCAAACGAUGCUACCGAGAGAUGGUUAUGUUACUUGUCUUCAUUUGUGUUGCCAUGGCAAUCUUUAGUGCACUUUCUCAGCUUCUUGAACAUGGGUUGGACCUGGAAACAUCCAACAAGGACUUCGCCAGCAUCCCCGCUGCCUGCUGGUGGGUGAUUAUCUCUAUGACUACAGUUGGCUAUGGAGAUAUGUAUCCUAUCACAGUGCCUGGAAGAAUUCUUGGAGGAGUUUGUGUUGUCAGUGGGAUUGUGCUAUUGGCGUUACCUAUCACUUUUAUCUACCAUAGCUUCGUGCAGUGUUAUCAUGAGCUCAAGUUUAGAUCAGCUAGAUAUAGUAGGAGCCUCUCCGCUGAGUUCCUAAAUUAA